AUGAAAAGUAACUUAUUAAAUAAUUCUUUUUUCAAUAAUGAUAAGUAUAAAAAUAAGUAUACAAAUUAUAUGAUACCUAAAAAAAAAAUUUAUAAUUUAAUAAUAAGAGGAGCUAUAUCAGUAAUAAGCAUACUAACCAUUUUAAUUUUUGUAAAAUAUAAUAAUAAUAAUAAUAAUAAUACUAUUAAUUUCUCGAUGACAAUUAAUGAAGAUACAAAUGAAUUAUUUAAUUCAUUAGGUUUUCCACUAAACAGUAAAGAAUUAAUUUACAGUAGAUUAGAAAAAUGGGGUUUUAAUUUAUCUGAUAUUGCUGAAGAAGAAAUAAACAAAAAUUAUAAAGAAGAAGAUUUAAAAAAAUAUAAAUAUUCUAAGAAUACUUAUAAAGGAAUCUUAUUUUCUUAUUAUGAAAACGAGAAAAAAAGUGAGAUAGAAAAAAAUAUGCUCUUAUAUAAAUAUUUAGAAAUUUUAGAAAAAAAAGAAAUAAGUACUUUUUAUGAUUUUUUAAAUAAUUUUAUGAUAUUACAAGAUUUAAAUUGUUUACCAGUCAACUACAAAGGUAUAUAUGUAAAUGAUAAACUAUUUGUUCCAAAUCAUUUAAAUCAAGUUAAAAAAACUGAUAUAAAUUUAAGAACUACACUGAUAAAUGAACAGCCUUUUUUAUAUUUAACUCAUCAUGGAGGAAAAAAAAAAAAUUCCAUUCACAAUAUUUGCAAAUUUUCAAGAGAUGGAUAUUUCCUAGGAUCAGUACUCUUACCAUUUGAAGAUGAAGGAAAGAUUUUUAAUUGUAUAAGCAUAAGAGGAUUAUUACUUUAUGAAAAUUACUUGUAUGUUACCGAUUCAUUUAAGAAUAAUUCCAAAAUAUUUCAAUUUUCAGAUAGCUUAAUUGAAUUUUCGAAUAGAAGAGAGUAUAUUUCAACUUUUAUAAAACAUGAUGAAAAAGAAAAUCCUUUAAUGAUUCACCCGUAUGGAAUAAAAAGGAAAGACGAAUACUUUUAUGUCAGUUCACAAAAUACAGGAACCGUUUUGCGAUUUCACAUUAGUAAUGGAAAAUUAGGUGAACCACUUAAAUCAAAAAAAAGUAAUUCAGAUGGGUUAGUUAUAAAAUUACAUAAAAAUGAAGAAAUACGAGGUAUCGAUUUUGAUAACUACGGAAAAUGUUAUGUUGCCAAUAAACAAUCCGGAGUUCAAGUUUACGAUGAAGAUUUUAAUUUAAUAAAAGUUAUUCCAAUUUUAUCUCCUAUUUCUGUUCUUUAUGACAGUAGAAAUAGCCAUAUAAUGGUUGGAAGCUCAAAAUCUCACGAUAUAAAAGAAUAUGAUAUACAUAAUUAUGAACUCAUUAAGACUAUUAAACAUCCAUUAUUGAGACAUGUUGCAGGGAUUAGUAUAUAUGGUGAUUCUAUUUUUGUUGUUUCGCAAAAAAAAAAUAAGCUACUUGAAUUUUCAUUAUCAACUAGUUUAUUAAAAAAUAUCAUUGUAGAUGAUUUAAGUGAUAUAGGAGAACGUGUUAUAACUUCCCCAGCAUAA
Messenger RNA from Plasmodium relictum, 1524 nucleotides. Its product is annotated as conserved Plasmodium protein, unknown function. Lineage: Eukaryota; Apicomplexa; Aconoidasida; Haemosporida; Plasmodiidae. The transcript has a single exon. The record is from RefSeq and is a predicted model, not a curated record. The coding region runs from base 1 to 1524 and encodes 507 amino acids.